UCCUCUCCAGGCUGGCAGAAGCAGUGCGGCUGGUCCUCAGUGCUCGCGGAGCGGCGGCAGCGCGAGGGGCAAGACGGCGGAGAACGCAGUCCGGCACGCUUCCGCAGGCCCAGGGCUACCGGACUCUGGUGCAGUGCGGCCGCCUGCGGCAGACGCCGCCAUGAAAACCGACGAGAUGCUCAUCCUGGAGAACUUCAUCAACGGCAAGUUCGAGUCGGUGGCCGAGACCAUCGAGAAUGUGGACCCGUCCACGGGCGCCGUCUACUCGCGCCUGCCCAACAGCGGCUCCCGCGAGGUCGAGAAGGCAGUGCAAGCCGCCAUGCAGGCCUUCCCCACGUGGUCGAUGAAGUCUCCAGCUGAGCGUUCCAAGUUCCUCAUCCGUAUCGCCGACCUGAUUGAGAGCAGGAUGGACGAGUUCGCGCAGGCCGAGUCACGGGACCAGGGCAAGCCCGUCUGGCUGGCGCGCACCGUUGACAUCCCGCGCGCGGUGCACAACUUCCGACACUUCGCCACCACCGCACAGUGCGACCGGGAGAUGGCGAUCCCCCAGCAGACGUCCAACGUGCUGCACUACACGGUACGCUCGGCUGUGGGCGUGGUGGCGGUGAUCGUGCCGUGGAACCUCCCGCUGUACCUGCUCACCUUCAAACUGGCGCCGGCCAUGGUCUACGGAAACACGGUGGUAGCCAAGCCGAGCGAGCUCACCUCCGUCACCGCCUGGUUGCUCGCCAAGGUCUUCGUGGACGCCGGUCUUCCUCCGGGUGUGGUGAACUUUGUAUUCGGCUUCGGCCCGAUCGUAGGCGACGCACUGGUGCGCCACCCAAACACCAAGGCAAUCUCGUUUACCGGCAGCACCAAGACGGGCACCACCAUAGCCCAGAUGGCUGCGCCGCACGCCAAGAAGCUCUCUCUGGAGAUGGGCGGCAAAAACGCAGCAAUCGUGUUCGACGAUGCUGACCUCAAGAAGUGCAUCGCCACGCUCAUAAAGGCCAGUUUCCUGAACCAGGGCGAAAUAUGCCUCUGUACAAGCCGGAUCUACGUCCACAAGAAAAUUUACCAGAAGUUCACGGAGAUGUUUGUUCAAGAAGCAAGGAAGCUGAAAGUGGGUCCGCCGCAGAGCGAGUCUGUCUUCAUGGGUGCGCUGGUUAGCAAGGAGCACCUGGAGAAGGUCAAAUUCUACAUCAAGCUCGCCAUGGAGGACGGUGGCAAAGUGCUCUGCGGUGGCCUCAGGGAGGAGCCAGAGUUGCCCAAAGAGAACAAGAACGGCUACUUUCUGCUGCCCACUGUCAUUACCGACCUGCCACACACAUCGCGCUGCAUCCAAGAGGAGAUCUUCGGGCCAGUCACCUGCCUGGCGCCUUUCGAUACUGACCUCGAGGUCGUCGAGAAAGUCAAUGGCGUCCCGUACGGACUUUGCGCCAGCAUCUGGUCCAAGGAUGUCUGCCGCAUACACAAGAUGGCUCAGCGUCUUGAGGUUGGCACCAUUUGGUGCAACUGCUGGAUGGUGCGUCACCUGCACAUGCCAUUUGGAGGGAUGAAGAUGUCUGGCGUUGGACGUGAAGGCACCGAUGCUUCCAAGGAGUUCUACACUGAAGUGAAAUCAGUCUGUCUAGACUACAGCUGAAGCAAAGUGGCUGUCAAAGAUGUAGCACUGCAAUAAAAAUUCAGGCUGGACAUGG
Dermacentor andersoni is the source of this 1679-nucleotide messenger RNA. Its product is annotated as 2-aminomuconic semialdehyde dehydrogenase-like. Gene Ontology annotation, molecular function: oxidoreductase activity, acting on the aldehyde or oxo group of donors, NAD or NADP as acceptor. The record is from RefSeq and is a predicted model, not a curated record. NCBI's taxonomy places the organism in Eukaryota, Metazoa, Arthropoda, Arachnida, Ixodida, Ixodidae.